AUGGUCCAACCGCUGCUUCACCGUGCAUGUGACACCCUUCCAAUCGCUGCUUUCGAGAUCAUUCAUCAGUCUGCCUAUCAGCCAGAUUUCUUUAUUACCUACUGUCGUCUUGCCAUAUUUCUGGAGCACUACUUCAUGAUCACUCAAUACCUACAGAGGAGAAGUUUGUUGGAAAACGAUAUACGAGUUUACAAAACUCUCUACGAAGGCAUUUGCGGAUUUCAGAAAAAGCUCGAUGAAAUCUGGAACAAAUCUCGAUGGAUUAGUCGGAUUGCGUCUGAAGCGAGGGAAAGGCGAAUCAAGUUUGGAUAUGACAGCAGCGAAAGCUCACAAAGAAUGGCGCUGGCGCUUAGCAAGUUCCUUACUCCUGUCGCUCAGCCAGUAUACGAAGGAUUCUUAGGAGAAGACGUUUAUGACAAGGACGAAAACUUCUCUAGCAAGCUACAAAAAGGAUCUCUCAAGUGCUCCGAAAAACAAGACGAACAAGAUUCUGCUGAUCUCAAUUGCCUGUACGAGCGAGGUACAAGAGAACACGACAACAUCAGGGAAAACAGUCCCAAUGGCUGGUCAUAUCAGGAAGAUCAGCCAUGCACAAAUGAAAUGAUAUCCGUUUAUACAGCGUACGAUUGUGAAUCACACAAUGCGACACCGAUCCAUCUUUCCAUUCAGCAGAACACCACUAGCACAGAGGUUCAAGUCCUUACCAGUUUCAUACUUCAAAGAACAUUUACGUCAAUUACACCGAUACCCUUAAAAACGGACAUUUUUUCAAUCUAA
Molecule: messenger RNA, 777 nt
Organism: Cooperia oncophora
Lineage: Eukaryota; Metazoa; Nematoda; Chromadorea; Rhabditida; Trichostrongylidae
Source: the annotation of a GenBank genome assembly